CAACACCAGCACCAUUCAUGUCAACGUGGGAUAUCUCCAGAACAAUGCUAGGACCAUUUUAUUAUGCUGGCCCCUCCCCGACUGCACAGCAACCCUGGAUGCAGCCACGCCUCCUUCAUACAACCUCCCAGCAUCCCUUCACCCCGGGCAAACCGGUUGGACACACUGAGAGGCAGAGUUCUCCUUGCUGAGGAGGAACUGGACCGAUACUGAGAAGAAGAAGAAGAAGAAACAAAAGGAGGACUGAGACCUGUUUGCACUGCAGGUCAGCUGCGAGUCUCUGCUUCAGAGGUCGUCUAUGAUGCACUUGGCUGAUGAAAAUAAAUUAUCAGAGGAAGAAAUGAGUUUGGGGGCAGCGUGCAUUUUCUUGCGAGGAGGGAAGAAUAUUUCAAGAGGACUGGCUGAUGAUGAGAUUGAAGAACUGCGUGAUGCAUUUAAUGAGUUUGACAAAGACAAGGAUGGGCUGAUCAGCUGUAAGGACCUGGGGAAUCUGAUGAGGACAAUGGGCUACAUGCCCACGGAGAUGGAGCUGAUCGAGCUGAGCCAAAAUAUCAACAUGAACCUUGGUGGCAGAGUGGACUUUGAUGACUUUGUAGAGCUGAUGGCCCCAAAGCUUCUGGCAGAAACAGCUGGGAUGAUUGGCAUGAAGGAGCUCAAAGAAUCCUUCAAAGAGUUCGACACUGAUGGAGACGGAGAGAUCACCACAGAGGAGCUUCGGUCUGCCAUGACCAAGCUGAUGGGAGAGCACAUGAGCCGCAGGGAGAUAGAUGUGAUAGUAAAAGAAGCAGACGACAACGGAGACGGCACAGUAGACUUUGAAGAGUUCGUCAGAAUGAUGUCCCACGAAUGACAGUCGAGGAGGCUGUCAAUGAAGAAAGUAUCUUUGCACCUCCAUGGACAUGCGUUAAUAUUGAUGCUGUCUUUUUAUAAGGCUUUAUAAGGCUUACAGAUGAACUUGUAGGCUAUAUAUUAAGAACAAACAUGUAAUCAUUUAGAAAUUUGAAUAAAGUGCUGUGAAGAAAAGUCAAGCAAUGUGAAGUUGUUCUCAGAGAGAAUUUUACAUCUAU
Messenger RNA from Anoplopoma fimbria (sablefish), 1067 nucleotides. RefSeq names its product calcium binding protein 5a (gene cabp5a). Bases 299 to 850 code for a protein of 183 amino acids. NCBI's taxonomy places the organism in Eukaryota, Metazoa, Chordata, Actinopteri, Perciformes, Anoplopomatidae. The transcript is spliced from 8 exons. Gene Ontology annotation, molecular function: calcium ion binding. The record is from RefSeq and is a predicted model, not a curated record.